Messenger RNA from Colletes gigas, 2920 nucleotides. Its product is annotated as dystrobrevin beta-like. Gene Ontology annotation, molecular function: zinc ion binding. The record is from RefSeq and is a predicted model, not a curated record. Bases 406 to 2691 code for a protein of 761 amino acids. Gene Ontology annotation, biological process: synaptic signaling. NCBI's taxonomy places the organism in Eukaryota, Metazoa, Arthropoda, Insecta, Hymenoptera, Colletidae. Gene Ontology annotation, cellular component: plasma membrane; synapse. The transcript has 17 exons.
GGCUCGCGAUGUACAUUACGUCGUGAUUCCGCUCAAGUUUGUUUAUCGCGACAGUUCUCGUGGCAAGAACCGAUUCCGUGGGUUUCCGGUUCGAAAGUGGCCGAACGCGAACGCGUUCUCGCGGUGAGAAAUUCGCCGCGAAUGUAACGAAUUCGCCGCCACGGUUCGUGAAAUCGACGCGGUCGGGUCUUAUUGACAGUUCCCGUGUUCAGGUAGCAGUAGCUCGAGUGCCCGUGAGAAGUGUCGUUACCAUCGCCACUUCAGCAACUUUUUCAGAGCCGGUUGUCCUAAUGACGUCGCGUAUGUGAUAGAACGAUACCAAAGGAGCCUUUGUCGACACGGGGACGGCGACCCCACUUUCUUCUCUUUCUUUCUCUGACGCGCAUCGAAAGCGUCCGAGAUAAAAUGGCGGAGGAUGGAGCAGGAGGGUCAGGGAACAGCAGCUCCGGUGAGGCGAGUCGGCUGCAGCUUUUGCAAGAGAUGCGACAGCAAAAUUUCGACAGUAUUCGAUUUGCAUCGUACCGCACCGCUUGCAAGUUGAGAUUCAUCCAGAAGAAGGUCCACUUGCAUAACGUCGACAUAUGGAAUGUAAUUGAGGCGUUCCGAGAAAACGGUUUAAACACAUUGGAGCCAUCGAGCACGCUGGGGGUAUCCAGGCUCGAAACUUUACUGUCUUCCUUAUUUCAUGCCCUUAAUAAACGAGUACCCGUUUCGCAACAAGCCAAAGUCGAUGCCACAACAGCUCUGCUGAUGAAUUGGUUGCUUGCUGCAUAUACUACAGGGGAGAACAAUAAAAUAUCGGUGUUCUCGGUGAAAGUGGCGUUGGCCACGUUGUGCGCUGGGAAAUUGAUGGACAAAUUUCGCUAUAUAUACUCGCAAAUAUCAGACGGAAAUGGGCACAUGAUACAUUGGAGGUUCGCCGAAUAUUUGAAAGAAGUUCUGGCGUUAACUGCUGCGGUUUACGAGUCGCCGUCUUUCGGAUACACGGAAGGCCUUGCCAGUUCAAUAUUCCCCCAAAACUCGAGAGUCACGGUUAACGAUUUUUUGGACACGCUUAUGUCUGAUCCAGGACCGCACUGUUUAAUCUGGCUACCAUUGUACCACAGAAUGGCUGCUGUUGAGAACGUGGCUCAUCCGGUAAUGUGCGACGCGUGCCACAAAGAGAACUUCACCGGGUUCCGAUACAGAUGUCAGAAAUGCCACUCGUAUCAGCUCUGCCAAGACUGUUUUUGGCGCGGCAAAGUUUCCGGGACGCAUAAUAACGAUCACGAAACGAGGGAGUACAGUAGUUUUAAAUCGCCCAGCAAGCAAAUUGGACAUUCGUUGCGGAAAAGCUUCAGAUGCGUACCUGAGAAGGGGAAGAAUAGUUUACCAAGAUUCCCCGAGCAACCUGAGAAAACGUUAGAUUUGUCACACAUAGUCCCACCGUCGCCAUUACCGUCUCACAACGGUUUCCCAGAUCCAGGAUUUAUGGCUCCCUUCGAUUCUGGAUCCAUGGACAGCCGUUCUACCUUGAGGAGUAUGGAUAGUUCAAGACUGGAUGAUGAACAUAAAUUAAUAGCACGAUACGCACAAAGGUUGGCUCAGGAAGCUAGGACCAUGCCUCGUGCCGCAUCCAGAAUGUCACAAGCUGACCAAGCAGGUAGGGCGCCGUCUGAUGCAAAUUUAGCAUCCUUAGAUGCCUCGAGGGCACAACGUGAACUUAUUUCGCAGUUGGAGGCAAAGAACAAGGAAAUAAUGCGCGAGAUUGCAAGGUUAAGGAGACAGCAAGAAAUAGAAGCAGCUGGAUUAGAAAAUCCUGCAUUAAUGUCAGAGCUGAGAGCUCUGAGGCAAAGAAAAGACGAGCUUGAAAGUCAUUUGGCGUCGUUGCAAGAUUCUAGAAAACAAUUAAUGAUACAGCUAGAAAGUUUAAUGAAAAUGUUAAAGAAUCAUCAGGCGUCGCCAAGAUCGACGCCAAACAGCUCACCGCGGAGUACAAAGUCGCCUCCCUUACCACCUGGUGCUGUUCCCAGCAGUAGAUCUGCACCGCCAACCCCAGGUGGUCCACUGUCCACAACACCGCAACAACAACAGCAACAAUCGCAAAGCCAACAGCAGAUGUCUCAAAGCUACCAGAGUUCCGUUCCAACAACGUCAGUAGCAAAUGUACCGAGUAAUGCUAUGCUUGGAACGAUACAAAAUCCUAUUCCAGAUAACUUGUCGUGCGUUGGAGGUGAUGUAAGGUCUGCGUUCAGGACAAACAGCUUGCCAGGAAGUGGUUCCAGCAGCGCGAAUAAUAGCUUGGGCCGAUCUUUGCGAAACGACUUGUUGGUAGCUGCUGACAGUGUUACUAAUGCCAUGUCAACACUCGUGAGGGAACUAAAUUCAGACUCAGACCAGGAGGAUCAUUCUCACAACUCUGGCCGAAUUAACAUCAGAAAGCCGUUAGACUUCGAGGCUGGUGAAGAUGGAGACGAUAGCAGCGGUGGCGGGAAUUCUUGGCGGGAAGAACUUCAACGUCGCUAUCAACAAGAAAAUGACUUUUUGGCGGAAUUGCGGGCGCGCAAUGUUAACAUGUCGCAAACACCGUCUGCAACUCCAUCCAGUGAACAAGAACAAGAGAGAGGAGAGAGAGAAGAAGCGGACGGAGAAAAAGAAGAGGAUAAUGAAUCCAAUUGGACAGAACCAGUGAAGAGAUGGGUCAAUCGAUAAAUUUAUUAAAUAGCAUUUAUAUGUACUUUAUAACAGCUUAGAACACUGCUACCAAAUGAAACGCUAAUAAUUUAUUGUAGCUCCGUGGGUUACUUAUGAUGGGCAUAUAUCUGGGUGUUAGUGUGAAGUAUAAUCGAUAUGACAUUAGAUUUUCGACACUAUCUAAUAAUUUCCAAAGAAGUACUUUUUAUCAAACGAAUCUCGUUAGUCCAGCACGCGAAAGUUAUGU